Spinacia oleracea (spinach) is the source of this 819-nucleotide messenger RNA. RefSeq lists its product as uncharacterized. The transcript has 4 exons. The record is from RefSeq and is a predicted model, not a curated record. NCBI's taxonomy places the organism in Eukaryota, Viridiplantae, Streptophyta, Magnoliopsida, Caryophyllales, Amaranthaceae. Bases 108 to 518 code for a protein of 136 amino acids.
GUUAGCAAAAUAUCAUUCAACAUUUCAACCAAAAAGUAAGUGUGAUCAAAGUAACAAAAAUAGGAAACGAAAAACAGAUCAAACAUCAAGUAUCAAGACAAAUUAAGAUGGGUUCUCUAAUGGCAGGAUGGGACUGCCUAGCCCAGGAUCCAAAAUAUGUGAAGCUGAUGAGAAAUAAGUCAUUAACCAAAAACGGGAUUGAAGAUUACUGGAAACUCAAGAAGAAAACAGAAGAUGAACAUCUUAAAGCCAUUUCUCCUGACCUUCAAGAGAGAUUAUUUGAAGAAUGUGGUUCAAAUGAGCUCAAAAGAACGAAUUCGUUACCAAUUAUUGGUAGAAAGAGUGGUAAACUGAUGUUAGGCAAGGAGUCCGAUGCGGAUCCUCAACAUCUUAAAAAUGGCUGGUGGACAAGAAGCAAUUGGGCAUUCCUUAAUGAGCCACCAGUAAUACAAGGAGAAGUGCCUAAUUAUAAGUAUGCCUCACAGUAUCAUAUUGCCACCUUAGCCUCCACAAAUUAAUUUAACCCCAAGUUGUUGGAGAGUUUACUCUAUCUUAAUCAAUGUACUUACGUACUAGAUCUUGUAUCUUUUAAGGGUGUCAUGUAAGCGUUCAUAGACUUUCUUUUUAGUUUAUAGUUAUAAAUCUUAUAGAGUUAUAGCUACUAAUAGAGUUAUGGUAUACGAAGUAUGUAUCAUGUGUGUGUUUGGUGCACCGAGUUUGUAAGUUGUAACGAUAUUUUAUAAAGUACUAUGUGUCUUGUUGUGUUUGUAAACAUUUUAAGUACUACGUGUCAUAAUUAAGUCCCAUGUACAUUAAGAA